This is a messenger RNA of Austrofundulus limnaeus, 2446 nucleotides long. RefSeq names its product cyclic AMP-responsive element-binding protein 5. Gene Ontology annotation, biological process: regulation of DNA-templated transcription. Gene Ontology annotation, molecular function: DNA-binding transcription factor activity. NCBI's taxonomy places the organism in Eukaryota, Metazoa, Chordata, Actinopteri, Cyprinodontiformes, Rivulidae. The transcript has 12 exons. The record is from RefSeq and is a predicted model, not a curated record. Bases 421 to 1959 code for a protein of 512 amino acids.
CACUCUCUCUCGGUACCGGACCGCAAUGAUUUAGAAGUUCAGGAAUCCCACGUGACGUCACCGUCGGGGUGAUGUAAUGCUGCUGUAAAUAGAUCGUAUUGUCAUCCCGCUCCAGUCCAACGUGGUUCCUCCGCGGUGCGCCGCUCGUCCAGCCUCUCCCGCUCGUAGCUAUAGUCCGCGUGAGGUGCCGUCACUGAGCGGACGGGUUUCUUGUGUCUAUUUGGGGGGUGUGACAGCAGCCUUCACACAGCCGCGGCCGGCUUGUUUGCGAGCUGAACAGGUGGUGGGAGUGGAGGAGAGGGACGCGCCGGCUUUCACGGUUCCUCCUGACAGAAGCAGAACCUUUACAGUUGAGCUGAAUGAGCUGCAUGCCUUGCUGUUGUCAAACAUGGCAACUCUGACAAACAGCUUGUGUAUGACAUGAAUGACAAACAGGACAGGCUGUAUGUGUGCGGCGCUCCUGGAUGCUCUCAGAGCUUCCAGCUGGAGGAGCACCUGAUUAUCCACAGGCACAAGCAUGAGAUGACGCUCAAGUUUCCCUCCAUCAAGGCGGACGCAACUUUUACAGACCAGACUCCGACUCCRACGCGAUUCCUGCAGAACUGUGAGGAGGUGGGUCUGUUCAAGGAGAUCGAGGAGGAGUUUCUUCAGGAGCAGGAGGAGGAGAAAAACAAAAAGACGCUUUCCCACAAUGGGCCGCCCUGUACGAACCGGCACCACCUCAAACCCCAGCUUCAGCUCCAGCACCCUCCCCAGCCUCAGCCUCAGCACCCUCAACCACUGCAUCAUCCUCAGGCCCUCGGCCCAAUGAUGGCACCGAGCUGCAGCCUGGCUGCCCAGCAAGCCCUGUCCUGCUCCUCCACCUCCUCCCAGUCCGGUUCGGUCAUCACGUCCACCCUAACACAUUCAGGGCCCGUUCCCGGUCCGCUGUCCUGCCACCUCCACAUGCGAAACAGACCCAGACAACCUCUGCCCGCCUCCUUACCCGGCUCCCUGCCAGACCCCGCCAUGCAAGGGGCAUCUGCUCAGCACAUGACGAUAGAAAAGCAGAUGUCUUGUGUGAUAGGUGUCCCCGCCCCUGGACACAACCCCUCCUGCUCUUCACCUCAGAGAGCCAAACAGACGAUGAGCCAUCAUUACCAGCAGCAACACCCAGGACUGGUCAACAUCAACAACCCAGCAGCGUCCAUGAAUCCCAUGAUGCUGCCACAGCGCCUUCAUGCACCUCCCCUACAGCAACAUCCCCAUCAUCAUCAUCACCAUCAUCACCACCAGCAGCAGCAGCAACCGCAGCUUCCAGCUCCACCCCUCACUUAUCAACAGCGUUGUCAUGCUCCGCCCCCACAGCACCGGGGAAGCAGCCGAGGCCACCAGCUUCUCCACUCAGGGAACGUCCCGCCCACUCACUGUCACCAGUCCCCGCCCUCACGCCUGCAGCAGAGCUCGCCACCCGCACCGCCACAGUUAUCACCAGUUGCRCAACAUAUGCAGCCCUCCCAGCCACCCCACCCUCAGCACGCGGUGCAGGCCGGUGGCAGCUGCAGCGGCGGCGGAGGCAACCGUCGCAGAAGGACGACAGAGCUCGACCCCGACGAACGGAGGCAGAAGUUCCUGGAGCGGAACCGAGCUGCCGCCACCCGCUGCCGCCAGAAGAGGAAGCUGUGGGUGUCGUCACUGGAAAAGAAGGCCGAGGAGCUGACGCACACGAACCUGCAGCUCCAGAACGAGGUGACGUCGCUGAGGUCAGAGGUCGGCCAGCUGAAGCAGAUCCUGCUCACCCACAAGGAUUGUCCCGUCACCGCUCGGCAGCGAGAGGCACAGGGGUACCCCACUGCAGGGGUGAGUCCAGGAGGAAGCCCCACCACCCCUGCAGACCCCGAGUCUCACCUGCAGGCCAUCCAGCACAACAGCAUUUCCACCUCCUCGGCAGCCAGAGGCGACACGCUCCCUGGAGUCUAACCCCUAAAUGCUGAACUGGAUGAGGGUGCAAAAUGACAAAAACUGUGACGGUCACAUCGAAACACAACCACGCCUUUUUGCUCUUCAAUUUUGCACUAGUUUCGAAAAACAAGCAACCCUUUAAACAGUCUAUCAGUGUACAUUUCUAACUGAGCAGCUGCUAUUGCACACCUUAUGCCAUUUAUUUAAAGCGAAAAGCUUGCAGUUCAUUUUACAACUGUGUUUGUUUAUACAUAUAUAAAAAAAAUCAAGGUAAGAUAAAAAUGUUUUUUUAAUCUUGAAAUUUCAUAACCUUGUAAAUAAAAGUUAGUCAAAUCCACAGUGUUUCUUCAAAAGCACUUUUUUGUAAUACAACCAAGCCACUAAACUGGUAUAAACUGCAAUUUAUGUCGGAAAUUCUGUCCGGUAAUUUACACUUCACUCACGUUUUGUAUUGUAAAGAUGUGGCUGUAAAUCUAAUGCUCCAAUAAAAAGACUUAUUCUGGUA